This is a messenger RNA of Momordica charantia (bitter melon), 2469 nucleotides long. Its product is annotated as NADP-dependent malic enzyme. The record is from RefSeq and is a predicted model, not a curated record. Lineage: Eukaryota; Viridiplantae; Streptophyta; Magnoliopsida; Cucurbitales; Cucurbitaceae. Gene Ontology annotation, molecular function: malate dehydrogenase (decarboxylating) (NADP+) activity; NAD binding. Gene Ontology annotation, cellular component: chloroplast. Gene Ontology annotation, biological process: pyruvate metabolic process; malate metabolic process.
UUCUUCCUCUUUCAAGCCUAGACCAAAAAAACCAGAGAAAGAGAGAGAAGCGGAGGAGAGAGAGAGGAGACAGAAACAGAAUUUGCAGGAGAAAACGGAGGAGAACUCGCUUCCUUAACAAUCUCAUUUCAUUCUCCUUCCUCCUCCUCUUUCUCUCUCUCUCUCUCUCUCUCUCUCUCUCUCUUCAGACCCUACUUAAAGAAUCGGCCUCCUCUUCCCCUUUCCACAGAGACUUUUGAUUUGCAGCUGUUUUCACCAUGAUCUCCUUGAACAGAACCACUUUUCUGACCCAGAUGGGGGUUUCUGGGGCUUGCUCCACUCCAUCCGGCAACGGCAGACGGCGGCCGGCGGCUCUGAAGGUACUGUCGAUGGACUCAAAUGGUCGAGCCGGCGAGCGAGGGGGGAGUGUUGUGGUGGAGAACAACACUGUGAAAGAAAUUGCGAAAGCUCCGUCGCCGGUGGUCGAGGUGGAACCUAAAUCCACCGCCCGGGGUUGGGCUCAGGAUGCGUACGUUGAAGACGCCGCCGCCACGGAGGAACAAAUCAUGACACCUUGGAGCGUCUCCGUCGCAAGUGGGUAUAACUUAUUGCGAGACCCACGCCAUAACAAAGGGCUUGCAUUUACUGAGAAAGAAAGAGAUGCUCACUACUUGCGCGGUCUUCUACCCCCGACAGUUGUUGCUCAAGAUCUUCAGGUAAAGAAGAUGUUGCACAAUAUCCGUCAAUAUCAAGUACCGUUGCAGAAGUACAUGGCAAUGAUGGAUCUUCAGGAGAGGAACGAAAAGCUGUUUUACAAGCUCCUUAUUGAUCAUGUAGAAGAAUUACUGCCAGUUGUCUAUACUCCAACCGUGGGUGAAGCUUGCCAGAAAUAUGGAAGCAUCUUCAGGCAACCACAGGGUCUUUAUAUCAGUUUGAGAGAAAAAGGGAAGAUCCUUGAGGUCUUGCGGAAUUGGCCUGAGAAGAAUAUUCAAGUCAUUGUAGUAACUGAUGGGGAGAGAAUUUUGGGGCUAGGGGAUCUCGGAUGUCAGGGGAUGGGCAUACCAGUCGGGAAGCUCUCUCUAUACACCGCACUUGGGGGUGUUCGUCCUUCUGCAUGCUUGCCCGUGACCAUUGAUGUCGGUACAAACAAUGAGGAGUUGUUGAAUGAUGAGUUUUACAUUGGUCUCAGGCAAAAGAGAGCUACUGGACAGGAAUAUGCUGAACUCAUAGAUGAAUUCAUGACUGCGGUAAAACAGUGUUAUGGAGAGAAACUCCUCAUUCAGUUUGAAGAUUUUGCAAACCACAAUGCAUUCGACUUGCUAGCAAAAUAUGGUGCAACUCAUCUCGUUUUUAAUGAUGACAUUCAGGGGACAGCAUCUGUGGUCCUUGCUGGGCUCGUUGCAGCUUUAAAGUUUGUCGGUGGAUCCUUAGCUGACCAUAGGUUUUUGUUCCUUGGUGCUGGAGAAGCCGGUACUGGAAUUGCAGAACUCAUAGCCCUUGAGAUAUCAAAACAGACCAAUGCUCCAUUGGAAGAAACGCGCAAAAAAAUUUGGCUCGUGGAUUCUAAGGGGCUGAUUGUAAAUUCUAGGAAGGAAACACUCCAACAUUUCAAGAAACCUUGGGCUCAUGAACACAAACCUAUUAAGAAACUUGUAGAUGCCGUGAAGGAAAUCAGACCAACCAUCUUGAUUGGAACAUCAGGCGUCGGAAGAACAUUCACUAAAGAAGUUGUGGAGACUAUGGCCUCAAUCAAUGAGAAACCUAUCAUUCUCUCUCUUUCCAAUCCUACUUCGCAAUCUGAAUGUACUGCUGAAGAAGCUUAUAAAUGGAGUCAGGGUCGUGCCAUUUUUGCUAGUGGUAGCCCAUUCGAUCCAGUUAAAUACAAGGGCAAAGUCUUUGUGCCUGGCCAGGCAAACAAUGCUUACAUCUUCCCUGGAUUUGGUCUGGGGUUAAUCAUGUCGGGCACAAUCCGCGUUCACGACGACAUGCUUCUAGCAGCCUCGGAAGCUUUGGCCUCACAAGUGACCCAAGACGACUUCGACAAAGGACUCAUCUAUCCUCCAUUUACCAACAUCAGAAAGAUUUCAGCACAUAUUGCUGCCAGUGUAGCUGCAAAAGCUUAUGAACUUGGUUUGGCCACUCGCCUUCCUCAACCUAAAGAUCUGGAGAAAUAUGCCGAGAGUUGUAUGUACAGUCCUAGCUACCAAAAUUACCGGUAGAUUAGCCAAGUCUCUCUGCAGUAGCUAUAUCGUUGUAUCGUUCGUUUAUUUACCGAUAAUGUAUGUUCGAUUUUGAUUUAUUUUACUUUCUUUUGUUAUGUAAGUUAGUUGGUGGUUUAGAAAUCAGCUAUAGUUUGUAUUUUUUGUGAAAAAAAAAAAGAAAGAAAAAGAAACUCUUACAAGUUUUACAUGAAAUGGAAUGGAAACUUGUGCUUGAAAUCUGAAGUGGAUUAAUGAUUUGUUGAAUGAGAUUUAUGUGUAAUUCAAAGCA